UCACAACAUGAGUAAAAGAACAAGUAUGUCAUAUUUACUGUCGUAACCAGAGAAUACUGAAGUUAUAUUUUACGAAGAUGAAUUCGGAAGUGAACAGAGGAACAUCAUCCACAUAUUCAACGAAGUCAUACAGUUGUAAGAGUGUUUUGAAUAGCGGAUUUCUUGAUCUGAGUGAGUAUAUUCAACAAGGUUUUAGGACAAGUCCCGCGCUCGACGAUACACACAAGUGGAACUUUCAUAACUUUGUAUCUACCAUGUGUGAAAGUGUUUCUAUGUAUGACUUUGUUAUUCUUCCUAUGUACAACAUGUUUAUUAUCAACGUAUAUCAAGCCGUUGAAACAGGAUGGAUGACUAAAUAGCGUUGUGUUAUGAAUCCAUAUGGGACAAGAUGGCGGUGUAAGGGCAAAAACCACCCCGCACCUGAAAAAGGUCACGUAACUCAACCGUUUUUGCGGUUAGAUAGUACAGGUGAAAUUACAUCAGACAGUUGUUCGACUGACCGAUACAUAUCGGACAUGGGUACCCUAAUUGACUCAGCAUUGAAAUUACACGGACGAAUGGAACCAGUAACCAAUAAAGGGUUCAUGGAUUGCAGAAGUACAUCGAACGUUAUGCCAAUGAAUAUGGAUAGUGAUUUUCUGUUGAAUCAGAUAGAACAUAAAAGAACUAUGAAUCAACGCAAUAAAUCUUCACAAUGGGGCUCUGCUCCACAUUGGAGCUGUUAUAGGAAAGCAUCAUCCCGACCUAAUAGUUGUGCCUUUUCAGAUAUAAGAAAAUCAACUCACUUUUAUAAUCCUGAUUUCAAAAACUUUCAGUAUCAGAAAAAUGGAUUCCACCCAGCAAUGACAGGUAAUCACCUUGGACAGCGAUACUCAUAUAGAGCUUCUCCAAGACGUCAGCAUUAUGAUGGCCAUAGGCCCAACUGCAGUCCAAGAAAUUCAUUUCUGCCCAAUAGAGUCCCUAGUGAUUGUACUAAUUGGAGAAAAUCGUCACAAGAAAAAAGUUGGCGAGAUGAUUGCCAAGUCCAUUGUGACAAAAUAGAAAGUAAAUCAGAACUUUCUCAUAAAAGUGAUAGUUCUAGUCAUACUUUGAGACAUUCCAAAGAAGUCAAUGAUCAUGUUAAAGAAACUCAAAAACCUGUGAUAAACAUUAAAUGUGCAAUGCCAAAUCAGGAAAAAUUACAUGAAGACUUGCAUGUUAAAGUGGAAAAGCAUGAUCAGUCUGAAGUCCCUACCACCACAGACAAAGAAAAUGACAAAGGCAGCAAUGGACAAAAAUCUGCGUCAGUGCAAAUUGUGGAUUGGUUUGAAUGUGGUCAAUCAGAGGAGUUGGAUGGGUCAGAUAUUCCUCAGCGAAUUGGUUUUAGGGUUAGGACUCUCUCUUUGGACUCGGAACCAUCUGCUGACUCGUCUGGUGUCAACAACAAAACUUUACAACGAGAAACAUCUGUUUUAAGCGAUAUUUUCCAACCAGAUGACACAGUGUUUCAUGUAACAUGCAGGAUUCAGGAAAAGGAUUCAGUGAAUAAAGACAAAGACAGUGGAAAUUCCUUAGAAAUUCAAUCAAAUGAAAACCAGCCUGCCACAAAAGAUGAUCAAUGUGAUAGUGUUAAAAUGACAAUUACAGAUUCAAAACAAAGUACAAAUUGUGCAGAAAAGAAAAGUGAACCAUCACAUUUAGAUAAAGACUGUGAAAGAAGGUUUGUACUCUUGGUCAGAAACAAUAAUAAAAAAGGAUCAUGUCGUCCAUCAGCAAAGAAGCGAAGACGUUCAAAGGCUAGAAAAGAAGAUCCAACUGAAAUCCAGAGCUAUCAUAUAGGAAUUGGUUCCCAAAAAACUCAUUUCCAGGAAAAAAAUUGUAAAGACAGUUCUCAGACAGCAAGUGCAACUACAAAACUGGGGCCUACCAAUACUGUUGCUUUUGUACUCGGUAUUGAUUCAAACAACUCGCCUUCCAGUUCAAUGAAGCAACAUUCCUUUCUUGUGUCAUUUGAUAGUGAAUCUGAUAGUUUUUCAGAAAGCAGUGGUGAUGAUUUUUCUGAUAGUGAUGGUGAAGAUGAAGAUCAUGAACUUGACUUUUUUACUUGUCCAUUACAACUUAAUGUGAUUUGUCCAGUAAAUAAAACUUGCACUAAUGCUCCCUGUCAGGAACCUAGUCCUACCAAAAGUUUUGAAAGUGAAGAAAGAGAACAAGAAAUACUUGAUGUCAACAUUAAAUGGAACAUGAACUUUUCCAUUAGUCAUCAGGAAAAAUCUAAAACAAAGGUAACCUUUGCGGAAGGAGACAAGUUAUGUACAGUGUAUGAUGUGGAGGACGAGGAUAGGAAAGGACACUGGGAGGAAUUUGUUCGUGAUCGGGAACGAUUUCAACGACGGAUUGCUGAAGUAGAGGAAAUAUUAAAGCCUGUAUUAUCGACAGAGAGGAGAGAUAUUAUUUAUGAUAGAUAUUUUAAAACAGAAUUGGAGGGAUACCAUCUUGUGAAUGAUCAUUAGAUAUUAAGUUUAUUUUUAAUACUGUGAUUGAUACCAGUACAUCAUUUUGGGACACCUGCGUUGAAGAACUUGUUUCCUUUCUGAUUUUAUUUAUUUUGUUUGAAUAUCCCACUUACAAUGAUUUAUUUUAUAAAAGCUUAUCAGAUUGUUAAAUUCCUUCUUGAAAAACAGUUUAUUUAUUUUUUGCUUCAAAACAGUGGAAAUUGAAAUUAAUGUCAAGGAAGUUACGCAGAUUGAAGAUAUGAAAUAGUCCGCCUUGUUUCCAUACAAAUACUGCAUCAAGUAUCUCUUUGAUUCCAAUAUGAACCUCCUGACAACAGCAAAGAUGUUUAGUUAAAACAUUCUGUGAUGAUAGCAUUAGUAUUCUAUAAGAAUUCCCUGUAGUAUUAUUUGGGAUUGAUAAUGACCAAGACUCAAUUCUGAUUUAAAGAAAAGAAAGAUAAUUAAAAUAAGUUAUUUACGUCCUAAGAACAAGCGAAUUCAGGGUCAUUGAGACAACUUGAUGUAAUGGUGAAAAGCUGAAGAUAAAGGAAAAUGAAGGUGUGGUGGUCAUAAGUGGUUAGAUCUUGUGAAUCUUGAGAGAUUAAGAGCCUGUUUCUGUUUUAACAGGAAAUAGUUUAAUUUUGCAGGUUGUCAGGAAAGUCUUGGAAAUGUUUUACCUAUUAACAAAGGGGAUGAAAAUCUCUUAAUUUUAUUUUUAACUACACCAUUAUAGAUUCUAAAGUAGCAUUUAUUCUAACCAAUCAAAAGCUGAAUAUACUUAAUAAGUUAUAUAACAAUUACAUGACACCAAGAUAUCAUGUCAGAAGCAUUUCAGUUACUGAAAUAUACAGACACAAAGGAACUACAGGUUAUCUUCUUGGUCUAUAUGGAACAUGUAAUUACCUUUGGGAUUGAAACUUAAAUUCAUGCUGAACUCUAUCCAAUAAAUCCCCUUUCUUAUUUAGUUACCAGUGUGUUUUAUGUCUUGCAUAUAUGAAAUCCUAAUUUCCUGGGGUUGAUAAUAACCUGUGAUUUUAAAUCAUUUUUGAAAUUGUUACUAGUAAGAUUUCAUUCAAAUGCUGUGUACUGGUACUCAAU
This is a messenger RNA of Ylistrum balloti, 3572 nucleotides long. RefSeq lists its product as uncharacterized. The coding region runs from base 369 to 2492 and encodes 707 amino acids. NCBI's taxonomy places the organism in Eukaryota, Metazoa, Mollusca, Bivalvia, Pectinida, Pectinidae. The record is from RefSeq and is a predicted model, not a curated record. The transcript has 2 exons.